This is a messenger RNA of Cladocopium goreaui, 5463 nucleotides long. The record is from the annotation of a GenBank genome assembly. NCBI's taxonomy places the organism in Eukaryota, Dinophyceae, Suessiales, Symbiodiniaceae.
GGGGAGGCGGGGCUGUGGCCCAGGCGGCAGCAUGCCGGGUCCCUGGAUAGGGGCCAUGGACAACAGUGGGUUCAUGGCCUCUCGGGACUGGGAGGUUGGAGACCUCUUUGAGUGUCGCAUGUACGACAGCAGCCGUGAGGAACAGAAAAUGGCCAUCUGGAGGGCCACAGCCAUUGGAGAACGUUCACAUGGAAGGUGGAUGAGAGGAGUCCUGGAGGUUGUGGAGGACGAACACCUCAAAUGGUGGCUGACACAUGGCCCAGGGUCUAAGUGUAACAGGACGUUUGAGAUCCACAUCUGCAAUGGGGCUGUGCGCUCAUGCAGGGCGCAUGAUGGAAAGGAUCCGUUGGCCUUCCACACAGACUACCUGAGAAUGUUGGAAGUCCGUGACAUCGAGCUGAGACGGGCGGCAUGGUGGCAAGUUGGUGUUGCCAAGACUGACUUUGAAGCCUUUCGCAAGAGGCUGCUAGGUGAGGCCCGUGGCAAGGCAAUCCUGGAGAAGCAGGCCGAGGAGGAUGUCUUUGAUUUGGAGGCCUCCCCUGGUGCUGGGGGUGAGGGUCCUGGCUCCAUUCCACCUGCGGGUGAGGCUGGUGGUGCGCUUGGCCGACAGCUGGCUGCGCUGAAAAAGGAUGUGGACAAGGAGCCUCAGAAGAAGAAGCACAAAAAGCGAGAGGAGAAAGGCAAGGACAAAGACAAGGCAAGAGGUGCAGAUGCUCCGGAACGGGAGAAACGCAAAAGGCCGAGGUCGAACUCACCGGCUGGUGGCGCUUCGGGGUCAUUGGUGAAAAAGGGGCCGCUGUGGUUUGGCAAGGCGAGGGCCCCGAAAGAAAGGGCCAGUUCAGAUGCAGGAUCAGACCGCUCCAGGGGACGUGGACGUCGGAGGCACUCGCGCUCACCGUCCUCGAGAAGUCGCAGCCGGCGGCGGAGAAGGAGAUCGAGGAAGGAAAGAGACAGGGGUCCCUAUGGCAUUGGGCGUGAGAUGGCAUUUGACAGGGGCGAGUCAGGCCCAUCUGCUAGCGAAUCGGCAGAAGAGGGUUUUCAACGGGGGGUCUCGGACAGGAGAAGCCACCAGCUGAAGCUAGUGGAAUACUCCCAGAAGAGGCCAGGUCGUCUGGCCAGCAAGCUCUUAGUAAAGAUGCAAGAGCUUCUGGCCCGCGACACCGGGACCCCCAUCAACCUCCUUGCCUCAGAGAACAUGACACCAGCAACCGCAACCGGGUACUUGCUGACAGUGCUCAUACCCACGCACAAAGACAAGUUGGGAGUGCGCUUGUUGCGCGAGAUGAGAACCGUGGCCAUGGCGCUCGACUACGUGGCGACCGGCCGUCAGGAAGCGGCAGCAGAUCUGCUAGCUCAAAGAAUGAAGGCGCUCGAACUUCAACUGGUGGACGGCGGGUGGCAAAGAGCGCAAUAUUUGGAGCUCAUCCAACCCGAAGGCGCAAGCCUCGCCGAGCAAGAAGAGCAGAGGAUGGCAGCCAGGGAGCAGGCAACAGAAGCGAAACUGAGGCUUCAAGUGCAGCCCAAGGCUCCCUGGAACCCAGAACCGAAGGGAAAAGGCCAAGAUGUGGUUGGAAGCUCACUGCGAGCGCGUCUGCCUCGUCAGAUAGGGUGUCCGCUGAGCAUGACAGAGUGGCAAAAGGAGUGCUGUGAUUUUUUCAAGGAAAGGAAGUCCUACGCAGACUUGGGACACCACUUGUUGGAUUUUGUGAAGAAGCUGGACUCACCGUUGGGGCACUUUGUUAGGUCGUUUCGUGAUCCAGCACAGCCGACUCCGGCCGCCGAGGCCACCUUUGAUCGAAAGGGGGAUUUGUUGCCCAUCCAUCCGUCGGUGGUGCGCCCUGGUCAACACGGGGUGACACAACAAAACCUGGAGUGGGUCCAGCUCUCCUUGUCCCUGAUCAACUUCAACUAUUGCACUGGGUGGUCAAAGCCGAUCUGUGUACCUAUGGACACCAGGCUUUCGGCCAACCAGUGCGCUGCGGUACAAGAGGUCGCCAGAACGGUUGAUGACAACAUCCUGGACGCCGACAUUUUGCCUACCCUGUCUGAAGCAAAAGCAGCUCUUCAGAGCAAGAGGUAUGACUACAGCGGGAACGCCGUGGAGUACAUGCAAGAGCUGGAGGCGGAUAGGGUGUUCCCCACCUGGCCUAGACAGGGUGAAGCAGGCAUCAGGUGCAUCACAGAAUUUCUGACUGGGGAAGUUCAAGAGGCCAUGCAAGACCCGAAACAGUGGAUCCUGCCCGAGGACAAGCAGCCGGUGGCGUCAAAGCGCUCCCUGGUGCGCGCCAGUGAUCGGGAGUGGCUGAAAAUCUGCACUGAAGGCUACCGACGGGGAAUGAUGUGCAUGGUCGACGACAAGGACGUCCCGCGGGACAGGUCAGGCCACCUUGUGGUUAAUGGCGCCGGGGGUGUCAAGAAAACCAAGAUGGUGAACGGGCAGGAGAAGGUCCUUCAGAGGUUUAUUUCGGUCCUCAUCCCCACCAACGAGCACAUGCUUGAGCUCCCAGGGGCACAAGACACUCUGCCCUACGUGGGGAUGUUGACAGCACUCCACCUGGGGCCUGAUGAAGAGCUUUACAUGGAAUCGGAAGAUUUCUCCAGUGCCUUCAAUUUGUUCAGUGUGCCUGACGCUUGGUGCCCAUUCUUUGCCUACUCGAAGAAGGUGGAUGGGGCAGCUUUUGGAAAGCCCGAGUUAGGAAAAGUCAGGCCAGCACUCCGAGUGAUUCCGAUGGGUUGGAAAUCCGCCGUGACUUUGGUUCAAGCAGCAGUGCGGCACAUUGUGUUUGAUCUCACGGGAGUGCCAAGAGCAACCUCUAUUGAGAAGGGUCAUCCAAUCCCUGAAGGAAAGCACUACACGGUGGUGUACCUGGACAAUUUUGAUGAGAUUCGGGUUUAUCAGAAGCUGACAGCUGAGCUGGAGUCAAGCACGGCGAGCCCGACCGAUACUCACCAGAAGUUCAACGAGGUGUGUGAUGGCCUUGGAUUACCGCGUAAUGGCUCAAAGCAGCUCAUUGGGGCUCUGGCAGGAGGAAUUCAAGGCGGUGAAUUUGACGGAGUUCGAGGCACCAUCAAGGUGGGGCGUGACAAGCUGAAGAACUUCUUGGCGAUUAGCAUGGCCCUGCUGAGUGCCCCCACGGUGACAGAAUUCCAAAUCAGGCACUGGAUUGGAAAGGCGGCGUUCAUCGCCACGUUCAGGAGACCUUUGUUCUCAAUCCUGCAGGAGGUCUUUGAGCUGCUGGAGAGGUGUCGUGGGAAGGCACAGGUUCUGCCGCCAUCGGUCGUUGACGAGAUCUUCUGUUUCACUGGCCUGGCGGUGCAUGCUCAAAGUGAACUCCGGGCACAAGUCUCGCCGGAGAUCUCCUGUACGGAUGCCUCACCCACGGGGGGUGGCAGUGCUGUGGCGGUGAAGUUCAAGACAAAGAGCCUUGUCGUGCCUGAGGAGGUUGAGGAACGAGCGCAAUGUGGGUGCUGCGGCACAGGGUUCACUGGAAUGGAGGACGAGAGGUAUCCAUUGUCAAAGGCUUGCGGGCUGGCGGGGAUUGCGAUCCAGAGACCAAUGGACAAAUUAGUACCUGGUGACCCGUGGGACAUCCUCACAAGUGAGGGAAAGGAACGCUUGGCUGCGGCCGAAAGCGACCCCAGUCUCAAGGCGGAGCACUGGGCACCUGAGUGCCGCACUUUCUCUCGGGCAAGGGGAAGAUGGAUACAACUUCCUGACGGGAACUGGAUCCAGGGACCACGGCAGGUCCGAAGCCCUGAAGAGCCAUGGGGAUUUCAAGAGCUCACCAGGGGCGACUCGGUGGCUGUACGCCAAGGCAACCUGUUCAUGAGGAAGGCGCUGAGGGCGUUGGUGAGGCGGCAUCUCGCAGGGGGGCUGGCUUCGCUGGAGCACCCCUACAACAGCUAUGUUUGGGACACUGAAGAAGUUGACGAGAUGCUGCAGUCUGGAGGGUGGUUUGUGACUUGUUACAGUCACUGCUGUUUUGGUGGCGAUCGCAUCAAGUGGACACAGCUCUUCCACAACUCACCCUUCCUUCAUCGUGCGCUGCACAAACCUGAUUGCCCUGGGCACUCUGACCUGCGGGGUUACCGGGUGACCUGGGGCAGCGAUGGUCAGUUGAGCUUUGACACGGCGCUGGAGUCCGAGUACCCCUGGGGCUUCUGUACCGCUUAUGCCGGUGCAAUGGCUGCUCAUCUCCGGUCGAUCACGCCGGAACCGGUGGGUGAUUACCCGAGGACGCUUGAAUCUCUCCUCUAUACCCAGGUUCGUGGUGCGACCAGAGGGCUGCAGGAUGAGCAGUAUGUCAUCAGGGUCGUCGCCGCGGUGUGCCACACUCUCAACAAGAUGACAGAGGGUGCGGAGGCUGACCAUCUCCGGUGGCUUCUCAGGCAAGUGGGUCUUCGAGGAACCGAUGUGCGCAUCAGCAUCCCGGACCAGCAGAUCACAAGAGAAGAGGUCUACCCGUACCCGGCCUUCCGGUGGCUUUGGAAAACGGUGCUGAGCUACAAGUGGGCCGCAGAGCAGCAUAUCAACGUGCUGGAGGUCACCGCAGUGCUGACCGAGUUUCGGCGUCGGCUGAGGAGCGUCGACAAUAUGAACACCAGGUUCCUGAAUGUGGUGGAUAGCCUGGUGACCUACUUUGCAUUGACCAAGGGCAGGUCGGGAAGCAAAAGGAUGAACAGAACCUUGCGGCGUGUGAUGGCAUUGAACCUGGCAAGCAAAUCGGUGUUGGUCUCCUUAUGGACGCUGAGCAAAUGGAACUACGCCGAUGUGGAAAUCCACAAAUUCUUCCAAUUUCUUUCCUCUGAGGAGGAGGACCUGCCCACUGAUGCAUCGAUGGCUUUUGAGUGGCAUGAAGAGAUUUUUGCCUCGCCUUCGCUACCAGCUGCCGACAGCCCGGCAGUAUUAUGGCUGAGAGACCAUGUUCCUUUGCGUGCCACUCCAAUGCCGUGGCUGGUGGUAAAGGCUUUUGCGGCGGUAGCGUGGCAGAACCAUCACUAUGACUUGGCCCUCCUGCUUCUCUUGUCCUAUGUUUUCUUUCUGCGUACUACAGAGUUCUUGACCUUGCCAGUUGAAAAUAUCGUGGUGGACAGCCGCUCAAAUCAAAUUGUGGUCACUUUGGAGAAGACAAAAACUUCCAAGCAAUUUCAGCAAUCAUUGGUGCUGCGGCACAGGGGUCUGGCCAAAAUUGUGGCAAAAGCCCUUACUCGGCUUCCUCUGGAGGGCCCAAUCUGGCGGUUUCCACCACGGGUUUUUCGUGAAAGUUUCACCCUUUUGGUCAAUCAUUUUCACCUUCAGGAGCAUGCUUUUUCUCUUUACAGCUUGCGCCGCGGUGGUGCUACUCACACCUAUGCAUGCUCCCGUGACCUUCACUAUGUUGCCUUACAGGGCCGCUGGCGGGACCUCCGCACUGCCAGCUUUACCGCUGCGGCGGAGGCAUCUUCUGCCUGCGGGCAAGUUAG